UUUUUAAAAAUAUUUAAUAAUGAAUACAUUAUUAGUGAUUUAUCGAAACAUAUUAUUUGGUGUUUGUUAAACAUAUUUUUUGAACAUAAAUAAAACUAAUGUGCAUUAACUUAUAAUUUAAAAAAAAUGCUCAAAACAAAAUAGUUAUACACUAAUUACCAAUGAAGAAGAAAGCACCAAAGAUAAAAGGAAAGUAUUCAACUACUUGUAGCACUUGAUAAAAGUUGACAUGUAUCAGUGACAGUAACACGUGUGAGUAAUUGCGGGGUUUUGCACCGAAGUACAUAAUAUUUGUCAAGGACAGUAGGAUGUUGACGGAUAACUUGAGUUGAAGCCCUUAACAAGCAAAAGGAAAAUGAAACAAACAACAAUAAAUGUUAAAAAUUGUUUAUGUGUCGUAGCAAAAAGAAAUUUUAAGUGUUUUAAUUUGUGAAAGAUCUUCCAUUAUAAGGAAUUAGAAAGUUUUUAAAAUGUGUAGACAAGCAGCUGUUUUAUUCGUCCUGUGUUGGACAACCAAUUUCGUUUUUUCUAAAAGUGAGUCGAACAUUCAAAAGGUGAAUAACAGGAAGAUAACAGAUUUGAACGCUAAUGUGUCAAAUCUUAACGAAAAUCAGAAAGUUUAUCGGACAAAUGUGUUAUCCAAUGGAAAUCAUAGUAUGAAAAGUGAUUACGAAAGAAAUGACAAACAUCUUUUACUAUUUAGUAAAAAUAAUCCUGAAUUGGAUUGGAAAACGGCCGUAAAAAUGUUUACUAGUAAUUUUGAAAAAGAAGAGGAUAUUGAUAUUGAUUUUAUGACUCAGGAUUUAGGAAAAACAUUGAACAGUAUUCAGUGGCUUAUAGAUCUUUAUGAUCCACUACGGUGGCGUAAAAUACCGGGAAAUGCGGACGAAAGUUGUAAAGAAGACAUGGAAUUGUUUCUAGACUCAUUAAAAAAAGGAAAUAUUUGGGCUGCAAAGAUGUUGGAUGCUAGUGGAAGAUACACCUCGCAGUUCUACUUUGGAAAUGGAUAUUGGCUCGGUUCUAGAAUUCAAUGUACAGAACUAAAUAAUACUAGGGCAGACGCUAUUAAUCUUACAAAUGAAGUACCUCCAUUUUCAGUCAAAUUUUAUGUAGCAAGAAUGUUCUUACAAAUGCCAAAGCAGUUUGCAGUAAGGGAAAGACAGGUAUUUUUGGGACUGUGUUUACCAUCAUCGUGUAAUGUAACUUCUGUUACGUCAAUAAUGAACACAAUUGCACAUAAAGUAGAAAGUGAAGGAAAUAUCAAUCAAACAAGUGGGCCAAAGAUUUUAAUUUACGCUGUUAAGCCAGUACCUUCAACUGACUAUAAUUUAUUGAAAGACAACAAAUUUUUUAUUCUUGUAGGCGUUGGGACAGUAAUAAUAAUACUUAUGAUAUGCUCAGCACUUUGUGAAUAUGGUCAUAGUUCCAAUAUUGUUGAUCCUGAAUUAUCUAAUACUUCCACCAAUAAUCUGAGAAAUUGUAUGUACAUGGAAAAUUUGCCUAAGGACCACAAGAUAUACAUUGAAGACCGUUGUAACAAACAAAUGUUUAAUAAAAUUUCAAAUCAUAAUGAAAGUGAUGUACGUUCAGCAGUAAUAAAAAAUCAAGAUUUGUGGUACAGAUGUUUGCUAGCAUUCAAUCCAAUUACCAAUGGAAGUAAAAUAAUAAAUACUGAUCCUCCUGCAAGAGAUAACUUGAAUUGUAUUCAUGGACUUAGGGUCUUCUCCUUGGGUUGGGUUGUUCUUGUUCAUACGUAUCUUCAAGUCUUUUCUAUCGCCGACAACAAAACUUUGAGGACUGUAACUGAAAGAAACGUUAUGUUUCAGACUGUAAGCAAUGCUACAUUUUCCGUCGACACAUUUUUCUUCAUCAGUGGUUUAUUGGUUGCCAUACUGUUUUUUCGGUCGAGGAGCAAUGUCAAAAGUGAAAACAAAAGUUUUCUUACAACAUGCUUAUCCAAGUUUUUAAUUAUGAUAGUUUAUCGCUUUUUCCGAUUGACUCCAGCUUAUCUUUUCGUCCUCGGAAUGAAUGAGAUUGCCAUAAAACAUGCUUUAUCUAAAACCGUCUUCUCACCUGGUAUCGCCGAUCAUUUAACUUGUGAACAGUUCUGGUGGAGAAAUGCCUUAUAUAUAAAUUCGCUAUUUCCUCGAACAGAAAUGUGCAUGCUGUGGAGCUGGUAUAUGGCAAAUGAUACUCAGUUUUAUGUACUUGGAAUUCUACUACUGCUGCUUUCUGUCAGGUUUCUGAAGAUGGUGGCUCUUAUAGUUUUUUGUUUGAUUGUUUCUUCUUGGUUUACAACAUUUUCCAUUGCUUAUAGCAAUGACUACAUUGCUAGAAUUCAAGAACCAUUUGCACUGUUUGAUGAGUUAUAUGACAAACCAUGGCUACGAGCAGGGCCAUACUUUAUUGGUACAAUAACUGGUUACAUACUCUUUAAGAGCAAAUGCAAGAUUUUCAUUCCAAAUUACCUGAAAGUUCUUUGUUGGAUUUUGUCUACAUCAAUAAUGCUCUCUGUGGUUUACGGUCUUUACGCCGGGAAUUUAAGCAUUCUUACAAGUUCCAUAUACGCAUCAUUGAGUCAUACAGCAUGGGCAAUGGCUGUCGCUUUUAUUGUUAUACAAUGUUGUACAGGAUCAGCUCAAGUAAUUGAUAGUCUUCUGUCCAUACGGCUGAUGCAUCCUCUUUCAAGGUUAACAUACUGCGCAUACUUGGUCCAUCCUGUGAUUAUGAUGAUUACUAGUACGCAAUUGGAUGGUCCUUUUCAUUUACACAAUGGCCUAGUGAUAAUUAUAUAUUUGGGAAAUCUAGUGGCUUCAUACCUACUGUCAUUUUGUGUAUCGAUUGCUCUCGAAGCACCACUUGUCAAUUUGUUAAAGAUUAUUUUCACAUCAAAGAAAAGAAUAAAAUAGAUGGAUUCUGCAGUGAUACUACAUAUGAAGUCCCAAGGGUUCAUAAGUUGGCACAGAAGAAAAAGAUGGCAUAACCCCAAGAAUUGUAAGAGUGGAACAGGGUUGAAAUGAAAUUUCGAUGCCCAAAACAUACCGAGGAUUCGCCUUGACUACAACCUUCUCUGUCGGAUACUUUCUUAAUUUUGGAAAAUAAAAAAGAGUUUUUUUUAUUUAAUAUUUUACAGUAUCUGCUGCUUGUUCAUAUAAUAAAUAUUGUAUAUAAAUUUUAAAAAAUAAUUAU
Molecule: messenger RNA, 3189 nt
Organism: Leptopilina heterotoma
Lineage: Eukaryota; Metazoa; Arthropoda; Insecta; Hymenoptera; Figitidae
Product: nose resistant to fluoxetine protein 6-like
Exons: 13
Coding region: 471-2909 (812 amino acids)
Molecular function (GO): acyltransferase activity, transferring groups other than amino-acyl groups
Source: RefSeq, a predicted model, not a curated record